AUCAGCUCUGAACUACACAUCUAUUAGAAAAGUUGUAAGCCAGCCAAUUAAACUUAUACACAGUUUUCAAAAUCAAUUUAUUAUAUUGUGCAUUUUAUCUACAUUUGACGUAGAGAACGAUUUGCACGAUGAAAAUCAAGGAAUUACAGAAGACUGUGAACAUCGCCUGGUCCCCGGCACAGCAGCAACCAAUUUACUUGGCGGCCGGCACAGCUGCUCAGCAAUUUGAUUCUAAUGUGAACUCUGCGUUGGAAAUAUACUCGCCCAAUUUUAAAGAUGCAAGCUACGAUUUGGAAUUGAAGGCGGCCGUGCCCAGCCAAUAUAAAUUCCAAAAAGUGAUUUGGAGCCCACUUGGCCUAAAUGCCACGCAUCCCAAUGGCCUCAUUGUGGGUGGCUGUGAGGCAGGUCACAUCAAUAUAUACUCAGCAGCUAAACUUCUGGCCAAUGAGGAACCGUUGCUGGCGCGACAAGAUAAGCACACAGGAGCUGUGAGCGGAUUGGACUUUAAUCCAUUCCAAAAUAAUUUGCUGGCCUCAUGUGCUUCAGAAUCUGAAAUUUACAUAUGGGAUUUGAACAACCCGGCCACACAUAUGAAUCCCGGGGCCAAAACGCAACCCCUGGAGGAUGUGAAGAAUGUGGCCUGGAAUCGUCAGGUGCAGCACAUUUUGGCGUCGGUGUUCAGCACGCGGUGUGUUAUCUGGGAUUUGCGAAAGAGUCAGCAAAUCAUCAAGCUGUCGGACACCCAAUCACGUGUGCGGUGGCAUUCCAUACAAUGGCAUCCCGAAGCGGCCACACAGGUCUGGCUGGCCUCCGAAGACGAUCAGGCACCUGUUGUACAGCUGUGGGACCUUCGAUAUGCUACUGCCCCGGCCAAGACCUAUCAAAUUCAUCAUAGGGGUGUGCUUGGCAUGUCAUGGUGUCUGGAGGACACAGAUUUGAUGGUGUCGUGCGGCAAAGAUAAUCGGAUCUACUGCUGGAAUCCCAAUACGGAUAUACCUGAAGGUGAAAUACUGUCAGAAGUAGCCACCACCGCCUCUUGGUAUUCCGAUGUACAAUUCUGUCCACGCAAUCCGUCACUUAUCGCCAGCGCCAGCUUAGAAGGUGCUGUGUCCAUUUACUCUCUUAACGGCGGAACCCAACAAGUAGUGCAAACGGCCAAUAAGAUCGCUGAUUCAUUCCCUGGCAUGGAUCAGUUAUCACAAGUUCCGCUCUCACAACAAGCUACUCAAGUGGUCUACCACGAUCUAGUACGUGCACCCAAGUGGAUGAAGCAACCAUGUGGCGUGUCAUUCGGCUUUGGCGGAAAGUUGGUCAGCUUUGAUAGAAACUCCAAAACAGUCAAAAUUUCACAGCUCACCACAGAACCAAGUCUAGUGGAGCGUGCUAAUGCCCUGGAACGUUCGCUGGCUGAGGCCAACUAUGCCGAUUAUUGCCGACAUCGUGCUGAUCAAACGGCUGAUCAGCAUGGACGCUAUAUCUGGUACUUUAUUAAGGCAAACUUUGAUGUGAAUCCCAAAGAGGAGCUUUUAAAUCUACUGGGUUACAACAAAGACGAUAUUGAUAGCAAGUUCUCAAAGUUUAUAAAAGAAAACGAAAACGAUGCCCUAGCUGAAGUCGACUCGCUUACAAAUCGCAUCUCCACACUGACGCAUAGCGAUUCAUCAGAAGUUGAGUGCGAUCAGAGCACAAAUUAUAGCACUGAUACAUCGCAAACUGCGGACAACAGGACUAUUUUCGAUGAGAUUGCUGGAGAAGGUCCAAAACAAUUCAGGGACAAUACUUCACCGCCGAAACCGAAUUUCAAAAUACCGAGUGGUGAUCAUGCCGACAGCCUUAUUGCAGAGGCCAUACUCACUGGCAAUACGGAAGCAGCAGUUGAACUAUGCAUCGAAGCUCAGCGCAUACCGGAGGCUCUGAUUAUUGCCUCCACGGCGGGCCACGACGUCUUGAUUAGAACACAAACGCGUUUUCUGUCCGAGCAGAGGGGGGAAUUAUCACAGGUUAUUUGCGCACUGGUCACGCGGGACUGGCUGGACUUUGUCAAUCGCUGUACCGUAGACUCGUGGAAGGAAGCUCUGGUGGCGGCGCUAAAGCACAGUGAACGUAAGCUAGUGGAUAUCUGCGAACGCCUUGGCGAUCGUCUGCUCAACGAGUGUGCAAAUAGUGUAGAAUACACACGGAAUGCUAUGCUCUGCUACAUCUGCGCCGGCAGCAUCGAUAAGCUGGUUAAUGCCUGGUACCAAUCGAAGCAGUUGGAACAGCAGAAUCCCAACUACAAACUGAACACUAGCGAGCUGCAAGAACUGGCUGAAGUAGUUAUGUUGAUGUCUAAGUCAUUGGAACAGCAAGGCAUUGCAAUAGAUCUAGCUGGUCGAUUUGCAGGAUUUAUAUCGGAAUAUGGAGGGCUCUUAGCAUCGCAGGGCGCUUUAACUGCAGCUUUGCAAUACAUAACAACAUUGGGUAGCUGCAGUGCUCAAGGCAGCGAUUUGGAUGUGCUACGGGAACGCAUUAGCCAUGCCGUCAAUACAGCGGAGCCGGCUCCGACUGUAGCGCCUGCUGUAGGCUACAGUCGCCAAGCAGCUCGUGGUUCGUUCUCACAGCCGACGCCCUUUAAUCCUUACAAUGUGCCAAUAGGCAAUGCUAGCUGGCAAAGUCCUGUAUCGGCAGUGGCAGCUCCAGUGGUGGCCAUGGCCACACCGAUUUCCAAUUAUCCAACAGCCCAGGCACCGCCCCAACCUUUCAAUCCACAAGCGGCAGCCAAACCUGAGGCAGUCGCACACCCGCCAAGACCACACAGCAAUGCCAGCUCAUCAGGUGGUGGCCCAGCAGCAGGUAGCAUCAGCGGCGUCGGCCUCCACACACGCUCCAAGUAUGUUUUGGAUCCAUCAGUGGCAGCACCCACUAGCGCUUAUGGUGUGCCAUACAAUCCUGUUCCAGUACCAGCGCCAGCUCCCGCACCCUUCACUGGUGCUCCAGUGCCCAUCCAACAACCUGGCAGUGUGCCCACAAAUUAUAAUAGCAAUGCUUUCAAUACGAAUCCCUUAGCUUCAGUUCAGCCCUACGGUCAAGUAACCUACAUGGACGCAGGAAGCCGUGGUGGUUAUGUGCCAGGUAUGGCUCCGGUCGACACAAUGCCUGCAGCAAAUGCACCUGCUCAAACGCCCAUUAUACAAAAUAUACAAAGAAAUCCAACGCCGCCACCUGGCUGGAAUGACCCGCCAACCCUUAAAUCAUCGAGAGUGCCGAAACCCAAAGCCGCAACGGAACCGCUAGCUGCUCCUAUAUUGCAUCCAUUAUUUGGCACAGACCCCAAUAAAAAUCAAAAUGGCUACGUCGAUCCAAAUCAAUACCAGGCUAUGCCACCACCAGCCAGCGGCAACACUUACUACAAUCCAGCUACAGUCAACAACAAUUCUCAGCAGCAAACCUUUCCAGCACCGCAGCAACAACAGCCCAACUUCCAAACAUCGGCAAUUCAAAAUCAACAGCAGCAGUGGCAAGGACAACAACAUCAGCAAACAAUUGGGUACACAGAACAUCCAGCACCAAUACAGCAACAGCAACGUCAGGCGCCACCACCCAAAGAAAAGCCACCACUGCCAGAGGAAUAUAUAUAUUUACAAACUGUCCUGGAGGAGCUGAAAAAACAAUGUCUGAGUGCCACACAAGAUCCGCGCACAAAACGCAAAUUUGUUGAUGUGGCCAAACGAUUGGAAAAUCUGUACGAUUGCUUGCGAGAAGACAAGCUCACAUCCUCAACAGUGCAAUAUCUAAAUCAAAUUGUUCAGUACAUACAAGUAUCGGACUAUGCCAAUGCAUUAGAAAUGCACACGCGCAUAGCGUUCGGCACGGAUUUUUCGCAAUGUGCUGGAUUCAUGCAGGGAUUGAAGGUGCUGCUUCAAUCGGCAGCGGAACUACAACUGGUUUUGCGUUAAUUUGAUUAGUUUUUCCUAAUCUACAAGCGUGCUCAGUUCUCUUUCGUUAAAACAGUUUCCCUAUGUUUUCUUCAACUUUACGUAUUUGUUGUUGUAACAAAAUAUUCUUACAUGUGUGUAAUGUACUCGUGUUCCAUGUUUAUUUUAAUGCAUGUUUGUAAGUGAGCUUGUGCCGCUGAUUUGAUUUACUUAUCUAUAUAAAUACAUAUAAAUUUAACAUGUUGCUAAUCGAGAGAUAAAUACAUAUAUAUAUGCAAAAAAUUAAA
Messenger RNA from Scaptodrosophila lebanonensis, 4201 nucleotides. It is a transcript of the gene Sec31, whose product is annotated as protein transport protein Sec31A. Lineage: Eukaryota; Metazoa; Arthropoda; Insecta; Diptera; Drosophilidae. Gene Ontology annotation, molecular function: protein binding; structural molecule activity. Gene Ontology annotation, biological process: intracellular protein transport; endoplasmic reticulum to Golgi vesicle-mediated transport; endoplasmic reticulum organization. The coding region runs from base 129 to 3935 and encodes 1268 amino acids. Gene Ontology annotation, cellular component: endoplasmic reticulum exit site; COPII vesicle coat. The record is from RefSeq and is a predicted model, not a curated record. The transcript has 12 exons.